Messenger RNA from Schistosoma bovis, 8470 nucleotides. Lineage: Eukaryota; Metazoa; Platyhelminthes; Trematoda; Strigeidida; Schistosomatidae. The record is from the annotation of a GenBank genome assembly.
GGGUGGUUUGUGUGUCCUAGGUCACUACGUCUAGACAGUCGUGUUUAUGGCUCGUUCCAGAGCUCCUUCGUCUUGCUUUGGAGCCAAAAAGCAAAGGUUGGAUGAGGAAUCAACAUCACGACCAUGCGUUCCUCGUAAUGGCCUUAGCACACCUGGGGUUGUUAGACGUGAAAUGUGUUACUUUUGCUUUGACGUCCUUCACAACCAUUUGCGUAAUAUUGAACCUCCCCCUGCCCCCAAGACAUUUCCAAACAGUUCUUAUCCGCUUUUCGUGACAUGGACGUACGGAAAAGAGGAAAAGCUGCGUGGAUGUAUAGGUACUUUUACUGCCAUGAAUAUCCAUAGCGGUCUUCGUGAAUAUGCGAUUAACAGUGCCAUCAAAGACAGUCGCUUUUCACCAAUAACAGAAGAAGAGUUUCCUCAUCUCACAUGUUCAGUCUCCUUGCUUUUGAAUUUUGAAGAGGGGAAAAACUAUCAGGAUUGGCAGGUUGGUUUAUAUUUACGGGUCAAAAUCAAUAGUUUAGGGUUUUUGAUCUCAAACUUCAACCUAAUUGUUUCAAGUUAAUUGCUUUAGCCACCAAGCAACUGAUCUUUCGUAAUCCCUAAAUACCCGUCCCUUUAUUUCCACCAUGCCUAACCGGGUUGUCUAUUAGAGUUACACGAUGCAAUACUUUAUUAUUAUCCAUAUUUCAAUUUAUAUCAUGUUGGUGCAGUAGAUCUUUAGGUUCGCUUUUUAUUAGGGCUAAUAUUACUCAGCCGCUCGGAUCGAUAAUGAUGAGUCGAACUCCCGAAUCGUGAUUCAGUAACUGGGAAUUUUGUACCCAAACUUUCCAACCAUUACUCCUGUAAUCAAGAGUGAUGCCAGUCAGUUAUAAACGACGUAUGAUCUAGCAAAAAUAUGCAUCUAUCCUAAUUACUACAUUCUAAAUUAGUUCGUCAAAAAUGGAACUUCAGAGGAGAGAACUUAAUUUCGACGGAAAAAAAUUCUGAAACAUCAGAGGUGAGUUUCAAAAUAAGGUAAUCUGGUCAAAAGAUAAGGCAUGGCAUUUAAUUCAAGAUCUCAAGGAAGACAAGAACUAGAUAGAACUAAUACAUCGAUUUCGCACCAUUAUCCAACAAGUGAUUGGAAUUAUUGUACAGGGCUGAAUCAGAAAGUGCGCAUACUGAUAUAGCUUAAACCAGUAGCUAAUAGCGUCGUGGAUUAAUAACAUGUUGAUCUCUUCAAUCCUAGUUUUUUUCCAACCUACUUGCAUGUCAGUCAUCAUUGGACAUGUAAGUGGGCGUUGGUAAGACAUACGUAAGCAACUACCUCAAUCACUGAUAAUUUUUAGCGUUAUCCAUGGACUUAAUAUUUACUUCACUGGUAUAAUCGCAAAAUUUUCAUUGUUUUUCUAGAAAUCAUUACCAAAUGAGUUAUGAGUAUCCCACCCCAAUUGGCUAGUAGACUGUUCUGUGUAUAUUGAAUUUGAUUGGCUGUUGUUAACGCUUGUUUCUGACGUUUUUACCUAGUACUUUAAGCCUAACUUUCUUCAUCUAGUUAUCCCACUGUACAUGAGUAAUGGGUCAGAAAUUCUUAUGAUCAAGUAUGCGCAACCUACAUAAGUUCUAUUAUUUCCAAGACCGCGCUUCACACGCAUUUGGUACUAAGUAGUGUACUGCAUUGUAGUUAUACCCUCUCUCUGAUAGACAAACACCUUUUCUAGACCACAGGUAGUACGAGCUGACUUGAUUAGUCUACUGAGCCUGGCUUAUGGUUUUUCAUGUAAUUAAUAAUCCCAUUAAUCUAUUACAACCAAUGUAAUUAUCUGUAAAAAUAAUUUCGUUUUGUUUUCGCUCGUUGGAAAAUACAGAUGUUUAAAAAUGAGUAGUAAUCUGUACUUUCUUAUUGCCUAAAAUAGAUUGGUGUUCAUGGAAUUCGAAUUGAAUUUGUUAAUGAAAAGGGAUAUCAUCGCACUGCUACGUAUUUGCCUGAAGUUGCCUACAAACAAGGUGAGGCUCAAACUUUUUCUAACUGAGAGAUAGCUAAGUACUUUUAUUGCAUUUCAGUAAAAAGUCUCAAUCGAUUUAUUACAUGUUCUAGGGUUUAGCCGAUUUUGUAUGGUUAACGAUUCCCCUCCUGACUUUCUUAUUUUGUAAUAUACAAGCCACCACAUCCACGUCAUCUAUAGAUUAAUUGUUUAGGAAUGUUAAGGAUUUUACAUCUGUAGGUCGUAUCAGACAACGGUUGGAUGUUUGAAUAGAUCUAACAUCUUCAUCCUAAUAUUCAAAUGAAAUAAUCAAUUAUUACCGUUAUAACUUAUUAAUUAUGACCUGUAUUUUACUGAGCUGCUACCUUGACGCGGUGGUCGGGCUUGCCUUUCGUGAUGAUCCAACCGAGCUAUAUUGGCUGGAAUUUAUGUUCCUGUAGAUUCUACCAUGCCAGACAGGUCGAUUAGAGAACGGUAAGACUAAAAGCAGCAACUCAAGGUCUGAGGGCGAAGUCGUACUGCUGACUGUAGAGGGGUGUGACAGCAGUAAGGUGUUUCCCUCGGACAACCCGCAUCUGCAGUGAUGCCGCUUUCCCACAAGGAGGGGUGGGAUUAGAAAACGUCGACCCUAAAAAUGUCACACCUCACCUUACCUCACGGAUUUCCGUCUCCGGCUGUAAGGCCCUUUGAAGAACGGGGCCAACACAUUAAAAACCUUACACAAAAAGGCAGUGCGCGACCGGCCUCAAACAGUUGUCCCUUGGGCUCUGCGGUCACGCUCCCAGGUCGUUAAGAUCAACACUAAUCCAAUUUCUUUUUCAGGUUCCUCAAGAAAUACCCUUUGACGGUGUGGGCGACCGGGAAGUGAUGUCAGCCCUCAUAUCCGUAACACCACACUAGAUCGAGUUGGUCGCACUCAAAUCCUUUCUACACUUCCUAAUACCUCUCUUAUCUCCAUGACUAACCAUUCUCACGUCCGUUUAUCACCUCGCACCGCUAGGGCAAGCGACUUGAGUAAGCUGAACGUUAUUCCUGUUCUGAAACCACUCUCUAAACUACAUGUUAUAUCUCUCUUUUCUUACGGUUAUGACCCAGCUAUUCCUAUUGCUUAGUAUUCUCGGACACCGAUUCACUCGACAAGUCCCCAAAUCAAAACACGGUUGAACAGGAAGAGAUUAUAUUCCAAAUAACAAGGUUAAAUGGAAGUAAGAAGCAAGUCAGAAGCACAAUAGGGAAAACGUCAGUAUAUUUAUAGUUUUUACAUAAGAAGAUUCCAGAGUAUUCUCCAACCAUCGACUAGUGCUGGUUGGAUAAGAAUUAGCCAAAAGGACUGAAUACUUGACGUAGUUUACUGACUGUGCAGCUUGCAGUCGGGUGUUCCAUUAGAAAAAUUUCUGGCCACUUGCUAUAUGCACCAACCACCAAAAGGUAAGUUUGUCCAUGUAAUAAAUGUAUACGCUGCCACGAUAACUGUGGCAUUGGCCAUGAUUACAGCUCUGCUUUUCGCAGUGCUUUUGUUGCUAAUGCACAUUUGGUACACGAACGGGAUAGCUGCUCCAGUUGGGUGUCUAAAUGUGGCCAGUAUACAUAACUUCGUGCUAGUGCUUUCAUGCGAUUUGUUCCAGGAUGUCCUGCAUGCAACUGUUCAAGCACUGUUGGUUGUAGCUUCUUGGGAAUUAUGACACGUUCGGCAAACAGCACAGUCAUCGAUGAUUGAAAGAGAGAGUCUUCGCUGGUAAAACUGUUGAAGCUCUGUGGAACUGAUUUUUGAGGGCCACCCUUCUAGGUGGAACUUUCUAACUUCUUGUAGUGUUGGGUCUCGAAGCGUUUCUUCCCUGACUUCAUCUGACGACACUGGAGUGUUUCGAAUGGCAUCUGCCACUAUACUUCGUAUUUCUGGGUCUACUGCUGUGGAGGCAAUGAUUAUAUCCUCUGGUCCAGGAUGUUGAACUCCAAUUAAUCGGGAGAGAGCGUCAGCUUGACCGAUAGUAUUUGUCGAUUGAUACUUGAUAUUAAAAUCAUAACUCAGGAGCAUUGUUGCCCAGCGCUGUAGUCUAUUAGCCGUAUAGACAGGGAUUCCUUUCUUAGAACCAAAGAUUGCAAUCAAAGGUUUGUGAUCUGUCAGUAGAAUAAAUGUACAACCAUAGAGCAUUUUAUGAAAUCUUUUGACUGCGAAAAUGAUUGCAAGAGCUUCCUUUUCAAUUUGGCUGUAGUUUCGCUCGGCUGGAGUAAGUGAUCUAGCAACAUGGGCAAUUGUCUUUUCUGAUUUAUCCGGAAACACGUGAGAUAUCACUGCUCCAACUUCAUGACUAAAGGCAUCAGAUGCAACAACAAUUUCCAAGCUGGGAUCGAAGUGCGUCAGAAAAAUCUUUGAGCUGAGCAUUGAUUUGACUCUGUCAAAAGAUGCUUGACAUUCUGCUGACCACUGUCAAGGUUUAUCUUUCGAUAGUAAUUCAUUUAGGGGACCUCUCACUCGAUGCAUUUCAGGCAAGAAUGUGCUGUAAUGACUGAUUAACCCCAAGAAGGAUCUUAAUGAAGAAACAUCAGUUGGUGCAGGCAUCUUCUGAAUGGCUUCGAUGUUGGCAGGGUCUGGUCGGCGACCGUUCUUAUCUAAGAUAAAACCAAGUUAUUUGAUCGAAUGCAUGAAGAUACAUUUUUCCUCACGUAGUUGGAAACCAUACUCCAACACUCGGUUAAGGACUUGGUGUUGUCGAUCAGAAAGUUCACUGUCAGUUGAACCCAUAACUAUGAUAUCAUCUAGAUAAGCUGCUGUACCAGGUAUACCUUUUAGCAUCGUAUCCAUUAUUUUCUGAAAUAUGGCGGGUGCGGUCUUGAUGCCAAAUGGUAGACGGGUGUAUUGAAAUAACCCUCAAUGAGUGUUAAUGGUCAGAAGCUCUCUACUAUCUUCAUCUACUUCCACUUGGAGAUAAGCAUCGAAGUCUAUUUUCGCGAAACAUGUCCCACCAUUAAGCUUGGCAAACAGGUCUUCAGGAACUGGUAAGGGAUAUUGGUAUACAUCUAAUGCAGCAUUUAAACCGGUCGAGGAAUCGGCACAUAUGCGUAUAGUCCCAUUGGCCUUCUUAAUCACUACGAUCGGUGCGGCCCAUGCAGAGUAGUUAACUGGUCGGAUUACACCAGCCUGUUGCAAGCGAUUAAGUUCCUGGUCGACUAGCUCAAGAGCAGCAUAUGGUAAAGGACGUCUCGGGCGAAAAAUAGGUAUGGCAUCUGGUUUCACUGGUAAGUGCGCUUUCAUCUUGGUACAGUGGCCAAGGCUAUUCUGAAAGACAGAGGCAAACUUUCUUUUCAGUUUUUCUAGUAACCUUUCACCUGUCUUCUUUGGAAGUACUGGGGUGUCCAAUGAUGAACACGAUACGUUACAGACACUGUUAAUUGGUAUAUCCAUUAUUCGAAGUUUGUCUAGCAUAUCCAGACCAAGAAGAUCAAGGUUCGGCCGUUCUGUCAAAAUGCAGUCUUCUGACCACCCUAAGCAACAAUGCAAGCAUGUUUGGGAUGCGAUUCUCCCCCCUCGAAAUGCAAAAUGUUGCUUCAGGAUUGAGUUGCAUCGACACCCGUACUAAUGUGCUAUAAUCUGUGUUUCUUCUUACGGUUAAUGACCCAGCUAUUCCUAUUGCUUAGUAUUCUCGGACACCGAUUCACUCGACAAGUCCCCAAAUCAGAACACGGUUGAACAGGAAAAAGAUUAUAUUCCAAAUAGCAAGUCAGAAGCCAGUAGGAAGCACAAUAGGGGAAAACGUCGGUAUAUUUAUAGUUUUUACAUAAGAAGAUUCCAGAGUAUUCUCCGACUAUCGACUAGUGCUGAUUGGAUGAGAAUCAGCCAAUCAGCGUGCACCAAAACAAUCAUGCAUUGAGCAUGCUUUAAUCUAGUCAAUGUCCCGCUAACAUAAUGAUAGGGAGUGAAGAAGUUGAGCGUGUCGACCGCUUCACUUAUCUUGGAAGUCUCAUCAGCCCUUGUGGUCUGGUGUGUGACGAAGUCUCAGCACAGAUACAGAAGGCUCAACUAGCUUUUGCCAACUUACGUCAUUUAUGGCGUAGGUGAGAUAUCCGCCUAUCAACCAAAGGACGUGUUUACUGUGCAGCAGUUCGUUCCGUCCUACUUUAUGGCAGUGAGACAUGGCCGGUAAGAGUAGAGAAUAUUCGUAGGUUACUAGUAUUUGAUCAUAGGUGUCUUCGAAAUAUUGCUCGUAUAUACUGGGACCAUCGAGUAAGUAACACAGUUGUUAGGAAACGGGUACUAGGUAAGGAUGGUAAAUCAAUUGAUGAAAUAGUAAAACUUCGUCAGUUGAGAUGUCUGGCACACGUUACAUAUGCCCAACCACCGACUGCCUCGACGUGCGAUGUUCAAUGGUAUGGGAGUAGGUUGGAAGAAAGCUAGGGGUGGCCAGACCAAAACAUGGCACAAGUCCAUGAAGUCACUGACAAGUAGAUUGAGCAAUGUUGGUAGGUGUAGACUACCUGGUUGGGGACCGCGAGAUGAUAGAAACCGAUGGUUAGAGACCCUGAAUGACAUGGCUCAAAAUCGUUUACAAUGGUGCAGGUGCAUACACUCUUUGUGUUCUUCCAAAUUUUGAUUUCCUGAUUCCUCCUUGUCUCUUUUUUCUCUUCCCAAAUUCAUUUCACUGUAUUAUAACAUCUCCAAACCCUAAUCUUUCAGAUUACUGCCUAUACUUUUACUACCUCUAAUACUAUGGGAUUUGAAUCGACAACUGCAUCUCUGUGCUAAUGUGGUAUGGCAACUGGGACUGAUGUACAUACAUACGAAGUUCUACAUUGUUACUGACUGACAAUCUGCCAUCUUACACAUGUCAAUCUCUUUGUACAGUUUUUUUUUAUUUCUAGGAAAGAUGUAUGAUAUAAAUCAUCGUUGGUUGUAUCAGAAAUACAUUAAUUUUUCUCAUGAAUUCCAUGUUCUAUUUUCAGACGAUUCGUGAUUUCUAUUGUAAUCCCAUACAGCUUCACAUGAUAUCUAUGAUCCAGACUUCAUAUGUGUUCAACAGUUGUCUACAGCCUCUAAAAUUUCAUGCGAUAACAAUUAAGUUAUGAAAUUGAAGGAGUCCAGACACAAUAACUGUGCUCUUCCUGGUUCUCGACAAAUAUCUUUUAUUCUCUAGGUUUUCUGUUUUUAAUUGUUCAGAGUUUAUUUAUUUAUUUAUUUAAAUACAUAAACAUUGGUACAAGGAGGCACCCAACAGAUAUGCUAAAUAUAAAUCGUUCGAUUUAUGUGAGUGAUGGGAUACUAUUUGGUUACUCAAACCGAAGCAAGUGGUUUUCUUAGGGGAUUACACUCCGAAACUUUGAACUAAAGGUCUGAUCCACAAGACGGUGGAGCAACGCAGUCUCAUGGCAGCCGGUGACCAAUAAUUGGUUCAUACGCCAUUCGUUUCCGCACGAUCCUGGAGCCCAUGUGCACCAUUGGUUUGGAAUCAGUGUUUUCCAACUUCCCUAGAUGGAUCCUACGUAUCCACCAACUCGGUUAAAGUGUCGGACAUUCGCUUUUCGUCCUCUCAAUUUCGUAAACAACACCCGUGUCACGAGAAGGUAGUGAGUAGGACUUCCCUGGCAUUGGUUGUAUGCACGUGGCCACUUGAGAGCGUUCGGAAAGGGAGAACUGACUUUCCCCACUCUCGGCCGUACUAGGGCAUUUGGGGGCAGAAACCGUACAUUCAUUUUAAACAUUUACUGAAGUUCACAUAUUAAUUGUUGCCGCGUCGUGGAAGUCUCAGCGUUGUUGGGCUAUGAAUAAACAUUACGUCAUGUUUUUCAUGAGUUUUUACAUAACAAAAUAGUUUUUCGUCGCCAAGUACAAUAAUCGAAACUCGUGCCAUGUAUCCCCCCUCCAAUUUUUUCUACAGCGUAUCCACUUAUUCAUCAUUAAUCUAUCAGUCUUGCCUGUUUUUUUGUUUUUAUAAAGGUUGGAAUCAUUGUGAAACCAUCGAUUCUCUUCUUCGAAAAGGUGGUUACCGUGGUAAUAUAAGUGAGGCAUUUCGACAAUCAAUUCGGCUUACUAGAUAUCGUAGCGAAAAAUAUAGUGUGCAUGCAUCAGAGUAUUUACGUGCUCGUCAGAAUGGUUAUCGCGUUUAAUAUGAAUUGUGUUCUGUACGACAAUUAUUUCAAUGUUUGUGUAUGAACGAAUAAUAAAACAAUUGGCUGCAUAAAAAAUGUACGCUGUAAAUCGCUUAUCUAACCUAAAUCUAUAUGGGUACAUCAUAUUUAUUCUACAUUCUUUGUUUUCUAAGCGUCAAUUCCUUGUGUAUUUCCUCUUUAACUAUCUCCUUACAAUUUUCUUUAUUCCUUCCAUAGUGUUGUUAACCUUUUCCCUUAACGGUUUAUCCUCUAAUGAAAACUUUAGAAGCUUCCUUUCCAAAUAAUUCAAUUUAUUUAUACAAUAUGAAUUUCCAGUUUAGUGACAUGGAAACCAGUGACUAACACAUCUGUGUAACAGUUCAGGGAAUCUGUAUUGUCAUCUGUUAAUAUAUUUAACAUCU